Rodentolepis nana is the source of this 969-nucleotide messenger RNA. The record is from the annotation of a GenBank genome assembly. NCBI's taxonomy places the organism in Eukaryota, Metazoa, Platyhelminthes, Cestoda, Cyclophyllidea, Hymenolepididae.
AUGCCUCUUUUGGGUACACCGAAUGGUUUCUUUGCCGAACAACUGGAUUUCAUCGCAGCUGCUCUGGUCAUUCUCGUCGUGCUGACAACUUGUUUUGGAAUGCAGAAGAGUGCCUGGCUGAACCUUGUCCUAACAGCUGUGAAUGUAGGGGUGUUGACACUUUUGUCGAUUUUUAUGUUGGUGUAUGCCAACCCCGACUUUCUCCUAUCUCCUCUUCCCGCAAACAUCACUUGGCAACCUCAACUCUCUCGAGUUGAUCUCACCACAUUCCUUCCUUAUGGAAUGGCUGGUCUAAUUGCUGGUACGGCAACAUGUUUCAACGCUUUCAUCGGCUUCGAUAUGAUGUCCAUGUGUGCCGAAGAAGUAAAGGAUCCAGGAAAGAGCAUUCCACGUGCAAACAUUAUUUCUGUCGGGAUUGUAACACUUCUCUUAAGCACAUCAACUCUAGCGCUGCUGAUGUAUGUUCCUUGGUACAUGCUAGAUGUGGGAGCCCCAUUUUUGGUAGCGAUGGAAACUGGGCCGGGAGAUUCGGUUAGCAGGUCAGUUCUCUUCUAUUUUGUUGGUGUCGGAUGUUUGAUUGGAAUGUUCUCGAACCUCCUGACAAGUUCUCUUGGCGCGCCGAGAAUUCUCUAUGCUAUGGGGCAGGAUGGAUUGGUGUUUUCUAUAUUCUCAAAAGUUGUUGAGCCCUUCAAGACCCCCCUCAUGGCAAGUAUUCCUGUGGCCGGGAUAGCAGCUCUGUUGACCUUAAUCUUCAAUAUUUCCAGUUUGGCCGAGUUCAUGUGUCUCGGAACUCUGAUCGCCUACUCAAUGUGCUCUCUCGGAGUUAUCAUUCUUCGUUACUCUCCUGCACCUGAAAAACUGAUUGGUGCUGCUAAGAUCCCACAACCCUACGAGUAUAUAGAGGUGGAUGAAGAGAAAGCAGAACUGGAAAGAAAACUGUCUGGUGAAAUUGUAGUGAGUUUGUUUUAA